UACUUUUUCCGAUAUUUUUCCACCAACUAUUCUCGCCCAAAAAACUUUUACUGCUGGAUUUCAAGGGCAUCUCAAGCAGACAAGAUUCUCGUUUUUCAAAUGCAAUUCGAGCUCAACCCAUCGUCUGUGUUCGGUUGAAUCUGUCUUAUACAAGGUAGGGUUUUUUUCCUUCCCUUAAAUUUCUUUUUACUUGUACUAAUCAAACUGAUUUUGGUUGACCUCGUCAUUUCCUGUUUUCUGUGACCUAUGAAAUUCGCUAAUUGGGUAUCAUCAUCUUGGUCUCUUGAUUUAUCACCGCGGAUUAGGAAAAUUUUAAUUUCUUGGUAGCCUUGUUUGAAUCUGCUGAGGGAGUAGGAUUUGGUGUUUUCUAACAAAUUUUUGUUUAAUUUCAGUAUACAUAUUUUGUAUUUGUGAAACCAUUGCUCUUAUAAAGUGACUGAACUGUAUUUUUUUGAAAUCCCAUUUCUUUUUUUCCGUGAUAACCCUUGCUUACUGAAUUGUGUACGGUUAAAAUGGUUUAAAUGAAAUUUUCUUUUGAGAAAUAAGAGAUGAUUUGUAGCCAUGCAAGCACCAGUUUUCCUCCAUAAGUCAAUCCUUGUACUGAAUUCUUAAAUUUGCCUUGGUUCUGUUUGUUAAAAUGAUUCAAUGAAUUUCGAAUUUAAACUCCACAGGUAGCCGAGAAUUUGAAACUCAUUUACUGGAUUUGUUGUGUAUUUUUAACCUCCUCCCCCCAGCAACUUCAACAUUACAAACCAUUGAUUUGCCUUGUAUCACUAGCUUGAGUUUUUAAUCCAUGUUGUUCUACUCGACUUUAAAGAAAUGUCCGACCUUAUAAAAUAGACCCAUUUAUUUACCAUUUUGGUUCUCUUUAUUAUGCCCCAUACUUAAUUUGGUUUCUUGCUUUAAACCUUGAUAUUGAAUUUUUGUUAGUGGAAAUGUUUCGAAAUCAAAAAGUCACUUUCAAUAUUAGUCUCCUUCUUUGUUACCCACUAUGGACACUACUGACUAAAUCUUAUUUUUAGGAUUUUGUUGUAUUAGAAAUGAAAGGAACUUUAAUUGGCUGGGUAUUUGGUUUUUAAAUUUGAUGAACAACAAGUUAGUUCCACCUUUGUACUGGAUUUUCUCUUUAAUUUGCUUACACCAGCUUGAGUAUUUUUCCCAUGCCAUUUUACUGAUAACUCUCCCUCUCUCGGCAAUUAGGACUUGCUCCAAAAUUUCACAGAUCUAUGUUUUACUUCCAAAUUAAAAUAUGUUGUUGUAUUUAUGAAGUCCUUGCAUUGAAUACUGUUUGGUAUCUCGAAUUACCUAUAGUUUCCACUAAUUUAUAUUCUUCUCAAUGUACAUGGAUUAUCGUACUUUCUGGCAAGUGAUUUUGGCUCUUAUGUUGGGUUCUUGUGAUUUUGGCUCUUAUGUUGGGUUCUUGUGAUUUCGGUAAGAACUUAUUUAUUAAUUUUGUAAAUGCUGCCAAUGGUUGUAUUAAAGUAAGUUUUCAGUUAUCGAUAUUUACGAGGUUCUUCUGAACUUGGUUUUGAUAUUUCCUUUGCGGGAAUUCGAUUUGGAAACUAGUGGACUCUACUUUAGGAACUUCGGGCCUAAGUGGCACCCCACCACCUUGGUGGCAACCCGGAAGAUCUUUGCGGCAACGAUGGCUGGUAACCAGAACUACCCUGACGGUGGCACUGGCCAUGAGAAUAGAAGAGUAACUUUAUUUGCGGCUCUAAAUAUUUUUAUAUGUAUUUUGCUUAAGAUUUACAUUUCUGCAUUCUUAUCUAGCUGUUGUUCUUGUCUAUUUAUUCAUGUUUAACAUUGACACUACGUUUUUGUUGUUAUACCCUCUACUGGGCAUUCGCUCACCCCGUUUUGUUUUUGUUUUUCCCCCCACAGAGUACGGAUAGAAGUUGCGGUAGUAAGACGGGCAGAGCUUACGACAGCCUUUAUCGCUUGGAAAGUUAGUAUUUUCUAAGCUUAUGAUAUUGUAUAUCACGGGGGGUAUCUGGGUAGUUUCAGUUCGCUUGAUUUGAUCACAUGUCAUUUCUGUUGCACUUUGAUGUUAUAUAUAUGUUGGCUUCUACCGGAUCUUUAUAUGUUUUAAACUGAAAACUUGUCAGUUUCGUGUAUAAUGGGUCUGGUCUCUGGCUAUACAAACUAGUUUCUGAAUUCAUUUUGUUGCCUAGAUGUUCUUGGCUUUUGGCUUUACCGACUACAUUUUCUACCAUUGUUCCUUUUGGCAUUUGUUUAAUCUAAGAUAGGAUCUGUACAGUGAAUUUCUAAGUGUAAUUAAUAGCAACUUAUAUUCAUUUUCCUAUGAAAUAAUUAUUUGCUAUGUACAUGUACCCAUAUAUAGCUUGUAUAAAUCCAUUCAACUACUCUUGUGAAUCCAAACAUGUAUUUUUUCUCAUGCCUUGCAAUGAAUACAUCAUGUUCAUAUUAGACACCCUUUGAACUGUUUUAGGCGUAAACGUAUAUACAUGCGUCUGGAUUGAGUGGGUGUUUUAUGUUUACACCAUGGGAAUGCUCCUUCACUGUUCUUUAAUCUUUAAUAUUUUUUUUUCAUGGCAUUAUAUACUACUUUGAUUUGUUAAAAUAAAACUCUAGCUCACAUAAGUAAAUGGGAUGGUGACGUUUUUGAUUUUUUGUGAGUACUUGAACUGUUAACUUACAUUUCCGUGAGUAUAAAACAUGAUGAUUUUAUUGCAUUUAAAUUUUUUCUACUACAAAAUAAUAAUAAAAUGGGUUAUGUUCUGUUUUCGUACAUAUUUUUAUAUUAUAAAUUGCGAGUCUCGAUUCUCUUUGUUGCUAGAUUUCAGAAGUAGAUGUAUGUUUCUUUUUUUUUUUUUUUUUUUCCGAGUGAUGUUAUGGAAAGUUUGUGCUUGCCAGUCGAGUCGGAUCCCGAUUCGACGGGAGUCAAAAUCUUCUGUCCAAGUAUUUAUUUGAUUCUUAUCCUGCAUCUGGAGCCUUUAUACACGGCAAGUAGAGACUCCUUUUCUUCCCGGGAUCUUGCUGAUUUGUGGCAUAAAAAGAAGAUGCUGGAGCCUUUCUGCCAUCGCAGAAUUGGUUUUCUUCUUCGUUCCAGGAAAGAGCUUUGAAGUCGACAAACCCAAGGCUAAUGCGUUCGAGGAGGUGAUGGCCAAAAUAGAUUCUCCGUUUCGCGAAGCGGGUCGUACCAUACAGAGAUGUCUCUUCUGCACUUACACAUCGUUCGAUAGCGUAAUCAGGCCUUUUUGGCUUCAGUCAGCAUGGAGGAGAAAUGGAGGCAUGACGAAGCUCAGCCGACGAGUGCAAGAACUGAAAGGUUUGCAGCUCGGCUAAAGAGGCGAAGGAUCGAGCAUAAGCGAUCUCCCAGCGAAAACAAGCAUGAUUACCCUAUCCACAAUAGCAUCAUCAUUCUCGACUCUGAUGUGGACGAAACUGAACACCCAGAGGUUGUUGGAGCAGUUUCCGAGAAAGAUCCUGAAGUGUCUUCUGGAGAGAAUGGUAAAACAAUUUCCGAAAGGGAUGUUGAUGCAGCUCCUGAAAAAGAAGUUGCGACUGCUCCUGGGGAGGAUGUGGUGGCGGCUUGCAAAGAAGAUGCUGAAGCAGCGUUCAAAAGAGAGGUCGAAGCGGCUUCCGGAGAGGACGUAGUAGCACCUUGUGACGAAGGUGCUGAAGCAGCUUCCAGUGGCGGUUCUGAUGAAGGAACUGUUGAUCUUGCUAGUAACUAAAUUUCCCUUUUGUUACUUUUAUUUGUAGAUGAGCACUUUUCCAUAGUUUGUAGACAUUUUCUUCUUAUACUCAGUAGCUUUGUGGCUGAGCCUAAAUGAUGGUUCUUUUAUCCA
Messenger RNA from Papaver somniferum (opium poppy), 3815 nucleotides. RefSeq lists its product as uncharacterized. NCBI's taxonomy places the organism in Eukaryota, Viridiplantae, Streptophyta, Magnoliopsida, Ranunculales, Papaveraceae. The transcript has 2 exons. The coding region runs from base 3237 to 3701 and encodes 154 amino acids. The record is from RefSeq and is a predicted model, not a curated record.